Molecule: messenger RNA, 3228 nt
Organism: Procambarus clarkii (red swamp crayfish)
Lineage: Eukaryota; Metazoa; Arthropoda; Malacostraca; Decapoda; Cambaridae
Source: RefSeq, a predicted model, not a curated record
AUGGACACUCAGGUGAAAUGGCUUAGGGCGCUCCGUCACACACAGGAGGAGAGGUUUCUUGCAAGCCUGCCAGUCCCGGAGGUUGCGCUCUUGCGAGCAGAUGCUGCAUCUUACAGUCUCAAGAUAUACCUCGGCCCCCACAACCAACAUAUCACCGUGGCAGGAUAUACCUCAGCCCCCACAACCAACAUAUCAUCGUGGCAGGAUAUACCUCAGCCCCCACAACCAACAUAUCAUCGUGGCAGGAUAUACCUCGGCCCCCACAACCAACAUAUCAUCGUGGCAGGAUAUACCUCAGCCCCACAACCAACAUAUCAUCGUGGCAGGAUAUACCUCAACCCCACAACCAACAUAUCAUCGUGGCAGGAUAUACCUCAACCCCACAACCAACAUAUCAUCGUGGCAGGAUAUACCUCAGCCCCACAACCAACAUAUCAUCGUGGCAGGAUAUACCUCAGCCCCCACAACCAACAUAUCAUCGUGGCAGGAUAUACCUCAACCCCCACAACCAACAUAUCAUCGUGGCAGGAUAUACCUCAGCCCCCACAACCAACAUAUCAUCGUGGCAGGAUAUACCUCAGCCCCCACAACCAACAUAUCACCGUGGCAGGAUAUACCUCAGCCCCCACAACCAACAUAUCAUCGUGGCAGGAUAUACCUCAGCCCCCACAACCAACAUAUCACCGUGGCAGGAUAUACCUCAGGCCCCACAACCAACAUAUCACCGUGGCAGGAUAUACCUCAGCCCCCACAACCAACAUAUCAUCGUGGCAGGAUAUACCUCAGGCCCCACAACCAACAUAUCAUCGUGGCAGGAUAUACCUCAGGCCCCACAACCAACAUAUCACCGUGGCAGGAUAUACCUCAGCCCCCACAACCAACAUAUCAUCGUGGCAGGAUAUACCUCAGCCCCCACAACCAACAUAUCACCGUGGCAGGAUAUACCUCAGCCCCCACAACCAACAUAUCAUCGUGGCAGGAUAUACCUCAGCCCCCACAACCAACAUAUCAUCGUGGCAGGAUAUACCUCAGCCCCCACAACCAACAUAUCACCGUGGCAGGAUAUACCUCAGCCCCCACAACCAACAUAUCAUCGUGGCAGGAUAUACCUCAGCCCCCACAACCAACAUAUCAUCGUGGCAGGAUAUACCUCAGCCCCCACAACCAACAUAUCACCGUGGCAGGAUAUACCUCAGCCCCCACAACCAACAUAUCAUCGUGGCAGGAUAUACCUCAGGCCCCACAACCAACAUAUCAUCGUGGCAGGAUAUACCUCAGCCCCACAACCAACAUAUCAUCGUGGCAGGAUAUACCUCAGCCCCCACAACCAACAUAUCAUCGUGGCAGGAUAUACCUCAGCCCCACAACCAACAUAUCAUCGUGGCAGGAUAUACCUCAGCCCCCACAACCAACAUAUCACCGUGGCAGGAUAUACCUCAGCCCCCACAACCAACAUAUCAUCGUGGCAGGAUAUACCUCAGCCCCCACAACCAACAUAUCAUCGUGGCAGGAUAUACCUCAGCCCCCACAACAAACAUAUCAUCGUGGCAGGAUAUACCUCAGCCCCCACAACCAACAUAUCACCGUGGCAGGAUAUACCUCAGCCCCCACAACCAACAUAUCAUCGUGGCAGGAUAUACCUCAGCCCCCACAACCAACAUAUCAUCGUGGCAGGAUAUACCUCAGCCCCCACAACCAACAUAUCACCGUGGCUGGAUAUACCUCAGCCCCCACAACCAAGAUAUCAUCGUGGCAGGAUAUACCUCAGCCCCCACAACCAACAUAUCAUCGUGGCAGGAUAUACCUCAACCCCCACAACCAACAUAUCAUCGUGGCAGGAUAUACCUCAGCCCCCACAACCAACAUAUCAUCGUGGCAGGAUAUACCUCAGCCCCCACAACCAACAUAUCACCGUGGCAGGAUAUACCUCAGCCCCCACAACCAACAUAUCAUCGUGGCAGGAUAUACCUCAGCCCCCACAACCAACAUAUCACCGUGGCAGGAUAUACCUCAGGCCCCACAACCAACAUAUCACCGUGGCAGGAUAUACCUCAGCCCCCACAACCAACAUAUCAUCGUGGCAGGAUAUACCUCAGGCCCCACAACCAACAUAUCAUCGUGGCAGGAUAUACCUCAGGCCCCACAACCAACAUAUCACCGUGGCAGGAUAUACCUCAGCCCCCACAACCAACAUAUCAUCGUGGCAGGAUAUACCUCAGCCCCCACAACCAACAUAUCACCGUGGCAGGAUAUACCUCAGCCCCCACAACCAACAUAUCAUCGUGGCAGGAUAUACCUCAGCCCCCACAACCAACAUAUCAACGUGGCAGGAUAUACCUCAGCCCCCACAACCAACAUAUCACCGUGGCAGGAUAUACCUCAGCCCCCACAACCAACAUAUCAUCGUGGCAGGAUAUACCUCAGCCCCCACAACCAACAUAUCAUCGUGGCAGGAUAUACCUCAGCCCCCACAACCAACAUAUCACCGUGGCAGGAUAUACCUCAGCCCCCACAACCAACAUAUCAUCGUGGCAGGAUAUACCUCAGGCCCCACAACCAACAUAUCAUCGUGGCAGGAUAUACCUCAGCCCCACAACCAACAUAUCAUCGUGGCAGGAUAUACCUCAGCCCCCACAACCAACAUAUCAUCGUGGCAGGAUAUACCUCAGCCCCACAACCAACAUAUCAUCGUGGCAGGAUAUACCUCAGCCCCCACAACCAACAUAUCACCGUGGCAGGAUAUACCUCAGCCCCCACAACCAACAUAUCAUCGUGGCAGGAUAUACCUCAGCCGCCACAACCAACAUAUCAUCGUGGCAGGAUAUACCUCAGCCCCCACAACAAACAUAUCAUCGUGGCAGGAUAUACCUCAGCCCCCACAACCAACAUAUCACCGUGGCAGGAUAUACCUCAGCCCCCACAACCAACAUAUCAUCGUGGCAGGAUAUACCUCAGCCCCCACAACCAACAUAUCAUCGUGGCAGGAUAUACCUCAGCCCCCACAACCAACAUAUCACCGUGGCAGGAUAUACCUCAGCCCCCACAACCAACAUAUCAUCGUGGCAGGAUAUACCUCAGCCCCCACAACCAACAUAUCAUCGUGGCAGGAUAUACCUCAGCCCCCACAACCAACAUAUCACGGUGUUGAGCCCGGGAACACCUGUUUCUUCUCGACCAAAACAAAAACAAAUUUUCGAUGAUGGCAGAACAAUUUUACGCACCUGUUGA